CGUACCAAAAGCUUCAUGAUGCCCUUCUUGCCUUUGGCUUCUCUCGUAGACACGUUUGAUAUCAAAGACCUCGGAGAGCUGAAAUACUUUCCUGGAAUCGAAGUCUCUCGUUCCGACAAUGGUCUAUUCCUCUCUCAACGGAAAUACACAUUGGACCUACUACAAGAUACGGGAAAGAUAGGGGCUAAGCCAGCAAGAACACUUCUAGAAACUAACUACAAGGAUGCAUCAGAUUCAUCGCCCUUUUUGGACACCGAACGUUUCUGGCGAGUGGUGAGUCAAUGGAUGCAUGCACCUACCGUUCACACUGGCAUAUGGUGGAGCGUAUUCUAUGUUAUCUGA
This is a messenger RNA of Tarenaya hassleriana, 342 nucleotides long. RefSeq lists its product as uncharacterized. NCBI's taxonomy places the organism in Eukaryota, Viridiplantae, Streptophyta, Magnoliopsida, Brassicales, Cleomaceae. The record is from RefSeq and is a predicted model, not a curated record. The transcript has 3 exons. The coding region runs from base 16 to 342 and encodes 108 amino acids.